Molecule: messenger RNA, 1345 nt
Organism: Gopherus evgoodei (Goodes thornscrub tortoise)
Lineage: Eukaryota; Metazoa; Chordata; Testudines; Testudinidae
Product: C-type lectin domain family 2 member D-like
Exons: 5
Coding region: 417-1031 (204 amino acids)
Source: RefSeq, a predicted model, not a curated record
GGGUCUCUGCGCGCCCCUGUUCCCGGGGGGCUCCGCCCUGCCCCGUGGGUGUCUGUCACACGUGGGUAGAGCCCGGCGGGUGGGUUGUGCAGCAGAUCGGGUCUCUGAAGCCCUGGGGGGUGGAGGGGUCGAUGGCGGUUAAGGGGUUUAAUCAUCAUGGCACCGCCUCUGGCAGGGGGUUGGGCUGCUGGGCAGGGAACGAGAAACCACAAAUCGCCCCUGACCCUGACCUGCCCUGCUGGGUCCGUCUCGGCUUCCAGAUCAGCUGGAGAGUCGGAGCAAGGAGGGGGACCAGGCCAGGACCUCCGCCCGGCUCGGCUUUACUGCUGCUGAAUGGGAACCAGUCAGAGCGAGAGGAGCCGAUCCCAGCCCAGCGCCUGCAGCAGCAUCUGUAGCCUGAGUGUCGCUGGGAGACAAUGUGGCCAGAAACUGGGGCUGCUGGGAGCAAGGAGCCGCUGUGGGAGUCGCCUGCUGGUGGCAGUGGACACCUGGAGACUGUCAGGGAGUCAGAACCUCAUCGUAAUGGCAAGAAUCGUAACUACAAGAAAGCUACAGUUGUGCUCAAAGUUGUGUCCGUAGUUCUCUUCAUCGCUGUUGUUGUUCUCAUCAUCACUCUCCUGGCAGUGUUGCGAUCUAGUUCUCCAGCUGCCCUGUGCCCCUGCUGCCCGGACGGCUGGGUCGGAUACCAAGGGAAAUGCUACUAUUUCUCCGAGGCCGAAGGGAACUGGAACAACAGCCAGAGCCACUGCUCUGCCCUCGGUGCCUCCCUGGCUGGGAUCGACAGUGAGCAGGAAAUGGCUUUCCUGCUGCGUUAUAAAGGCAAACACCAGCAUUGGAUCGGCCUCUGGAGGGAGCAGGGGCUGGGCCAGCCCUGGAAAUGGGUCAACGGCACCGAAUUCAACAAGCUGUUUCCGAUAAGAGCAGAUGGUGACUGUGCCUAUCUGAAUGACGAGAAUAGAGUCAGCAGCUUGCGAUGCACCAGUGAGAGACACUGGAUCUGCACCAAACCUGAUGCAUUUACAAAGACAUAGGAGGCGACAGUGGAAGGGGGCUCAUAACUUUCGCUAUAUUAACUUAUCUGCUUUGGGAAUAAUUUAUAUAUAUAACUAAAUAUUUCCCUUGUCAUACUGUUUAAAUAGGGAUUGCACUAUAGCAAAUGAAACAAUGGAUUCACACUCCUAUGGCUCUUUUGGGUAAUGUUGAUCGCUAAUUUGGCUCCUAAACGACUGAGCGAAUAUCCCUGCUAUAGAUGCUUCUGUUACCUUUUGAAAAUUAAGAUUUUUAACCUAUUUGUGUUUACAUGCUUACCUGCUUUAACUUAAUAAAUAACAGCUUUCCUUUUUAA